Molecule: messenger RNA, 2581 nt
Organism: Pogonomyrmex barbatus (red harvester ant)
Lineage: Eukaryota; Metazoa; Arthropoda; Insecta; Hymenoptera; Formicidae
Product: pyruvate dehydrogenase E1 component subunit alpha, mitochondrial
Biological process (GO): pyruvate decarboxylation to acetyl-CoA
Cellular component (GO): intracellular membrane-bounded organelle
Molecular function (GO): pyruvate dehydrogenase (acetyl-transferring) activity
Source: RefSeq, a predicted model, not a curated record
GCGCGUGUAUAAUAUAUAUUUAUACACAUAUGUACGUAUGUCAUGUUCAGACGAGCUUCUUCCGACACAUCUGCGUAUCGCGGAAGGGAUAAAUUGGGCUGAUAAAGGAGCGAUUGCUUCCGGAUGGAUCAACACUAUGAGAAUAUCCAGUAAAAACGAAUUCGUAAGAAACAUGUCAAAGUUAAAAUUCGAACUCUGCGACGAUAUCGAUGCCGCGGAACUCGGCGAGAAUGACUAUAUCUUUGAUCCAGUUUGCCCAAAGAUGAUUAAUUUGCAUGAUAGAGCGCGAGAGAAACUCGCCGUGUCCGAUUUGGUUCGAGAUCAUCGAUUUGUCUUUUUGGAGAGAUCGUUGUGUCUUGGAGCGGCUGCGUUAGCGCAGGCGAUACGCGUAACGCGUCUCUGCGGCCCCGUGAUUCUCACGCACUCGAUCGCCCCUCGUCACACGGGGUAUUUGGCGGGUUUACUGGCCGACAUCGAGGAUGCCGGGAGACUUCUAGCUUUCGACGCUGGGAAUCGUCGUUGCGAGUACGAAGCCUACCUCACGACUUUAGGCGUCACUCUGCAGCAAUGUAGAAUUUUUUCAGAAAAAUAUACCUCGGCACCGUCGUCCGUCGAAUUGGAAAGAGCGACUGUCGUUCUAGCAACUCCUCCGUGCAGCUACACCGGCAUCCGAGACGUUGUUGACCUCGCUGUUGCUCGUGGUGGUGACACCAACUUGUUAGAAUCAUUAACCAGCGAUACAGCUGAUGGGAUCAAACAGUCCCGCGCUCUUCUGGCUGAGCAAUUUUCCACGCUUAAGUACGCGCUAACCAGGCCAAAUAUACAAUUUUUAAUAUACGAGGUUCAUACGAUCUUGCCGUCCGAAACUAUGGAAAUGAUUCGACAGGUUGUCGAAUAUGCCAAUCAAUUGGCAACGGAAAAGUACAUUCGCGAGCACCCCCCAAAGAGAAAGACUUUAUCCAAGGAGACUAGCGGAAAGUUUUCCAAGACGAUCAAAACUGGUACAAACUGUAAACAAGAACAAUCCCAGAAACAUUGGGAAGACCAGUCGCCGCACCAGACGCAACAUGAACAAAUGUUUUUGUACAAACAGGAGGACGAGGAAGAGAAUGACAAGUUGUUGGACGCGACUGAUGUUGUUAUUCCCAAUAGCGAUUUAUUCGAAAUGGGGACUCUCGAUGAAAUUUAUGGCGAGGAUAACGAAUGUAUGUUAGAUCCUGGUUGUUUCAUUGCCAUAAUCAAACGAAAGGAAAUGAUGCAAUUCGAUUCGCUUUUCAUGAUUAAAGUGGCAGAAUCAAAAGGGUUAUUUGGCGAUCCCGACAAAGAACGAAAUCCAAAGCAGAGGAUUCAAGUACUGCAGACAGCACGUCAAACAUCGAGGAUGAAAAGUUUUAAACGAGUCAAAAAAUAUGAUUUAUAUCGACUUGAUAAAGGGCCAUCUGAAAAGUCGAAUUUAAAUGUGAAAGAUGCUACGUACGCAUUGAAGACAAUGAACUGCAUACGUCGGAUGGAGAACAGAGCUGCAGAAUUGUACAGACAACGACUCAUCAAUGGCUUUUUACACUUAUAUGUUGGCCAGGAAGCUAUAGCCGUAGGUCUUAGAAUGGGUCUUGCUGAACGAGACACUGUUAUCACGGGAUAUAGAUGCCAUGCUUUCGCUCUCGUAUUUGAUAAUCCGGUUCGUUCGAUUCUCGCGGAAGUCAUGGGUCGCAAGACCGGUCCAGCCAAGGGUAAGGGUGGCUCGAUGCACAUGUACGGUCCGCGAUUGUACGGUGGUGAUGCUAUCGUCGGCGGACAGGUACCUGUCGGCACUGGUAUAGCUUUCGCCCAUAAAUACAACGGCACAGGUGCCGUGUCUUUCACACUAUACGGCGACGGUGCAGCGUCGCAAGGUCAAAUUUACGAAGCGUGGAAUAUGGCGAAACUCUGGAAUCUACCGGUGGUCUACAUCUGCGAAAAUAAUAGAUACGGUAUGGGCACGGCCGUGCAUCGACAUUCCGCCAACACUCGGCUUUAUACACGCGGGGACCUCAUACCAGGGAUAAAGGUCGAUGGGAUGAAAAUUGUGGACAUACGAGAAGCCGUGCGUUUUAGCAGAGAUUAUGCACUCAGAAACGGACCAAUUAUAAUAGAGAUGGUAACUUAUCGUUACUUUGGGCAUAGUAUGAGCGAUCCCGGUUAUUCGUAUCGUACUAGGCAAGAAAUUAAAACUGUGCAAACCGAGCAAGAUCCGAUUAUGUUAUUUAGCAAACUCAUCGUCGAGAAAGGUCUUAUGACCGAAGAAGACGUUAAGAAUAUACAGAAGUCAGUCUACAAACAAGUCGAUGAGGAAGCGGAGCAAGCCAAGACCGAUGAAUGGCCAGAAAUAUCGGAAAUUUCGACUGAUGUUUAUGUGAAACCAUUAGAGAAGAUUCGCGGUAAAGUUCCUUGGGAAUUAUACUGAAAGGCGAUGUAAAAUUGUGCAAUUUCCCACUUGAAUUAAUUAUUCUCUAUGUGAUCUUUUACACUCAUAAAAUUUAAAUUAUUUGCACUUGACAUUGUGUUUGUAAUAUAACAACAAUAAAGAUAUAUUAUAUACUCA